AUGAAGAGGAGAGAAGCCUCAGCAGACCUGGACCUCCCUGAAAAGGACAAGGAAAUAAGGGCUAAAGUGGAGAUCAGGCAUCUGCAGACCCAUUUUCAUCAUGAAGCAUACAAGAGGAAAUUCUUCGAUGCCGAUAUCUGGCGGCAAAUGCAGGCUCAGGAAAAAGCAAUAAAUGAUCUGAAGCAAGAACGCAGACAUGUGACAUUAACGCUGAGCCAGAUCUAUUCACCGAGCAGUGUGUUGCUGGAAAACAGAAAUCGUAGGAAGAUCCAAAGCCUUUUGCAGACCAGAAUGCAGAAUGAUGCCCUGAUCAAAGAAAGAAAAGCCCAGUUAGCUGACCUGGCCAAGCAGGUUGUAGAACUGGAAAAAAAGAUAGUGAAGCAAAGAGACACAGCCUGGAGAGUGUUGGAAGCAAAGAGCCGCAAACACCUGCAGAAGAAAAUCGAGUUACUGGAGAUGCGUCUGAGUCAUGUCACUGUCCGUUACAACAGCAUCAUGACCAGGAACAACAGCCUCCGGCAGGAGACUGCCAGCCUGCAGAUCCAGAAAGCCAUUUAUGACAACUGCUACUGGAAGCUGGAAAAAAGUCUGGCUCAGCAGAACAAAUUGCUGGAUGCUGCUAUUGAGCAAGCCACAGAAGAUUACGAGCAGUGGAUGGAGGAUCUGGGGCGGAUCUCGGACAUUCGGGACGUGCGCUACAGAGAAACCAUCCAGUACAACAUCAGGCUGCUGGAGAGGAAGUGUGCCCUGCACCAGGAGACCAGGCUGAAGAACUUCUUCCUCAGCAAAUGUGCAGACCUCUCUGUGUUGAAGGAACAGGCCAAAGAGAGAGAAGCCUUAGAGGCAGGUGAGAGGGCCAAAAGGAGCCAAAAGGAGAGCUAUGAGGUGGCCUACAAGCGUCUGCUGGAGCUGUCAGACGGAGAUAUUGAUGAUUUCUUGGAGGACUUCCUUGAAAAGGACAGGAGAUUCUUCAUCCUCUUCAGCUAUGCCAUUAGGCUGAACGUCAGGAACGAGGGUCUCAGGCAGAGGAUCGAGGCCAUCCAGCCCCUCCACGUGCUGGUGUUCCCACAGGAUGACAUGAAGGCCAUCAGAAUGGAGCGGGAGCAGGCGGAGACAACCUGCACCCACGUCGUGCAGGAGCUGGAGGCAAAAAUAGCAGAGACCACUGAGGAAGCCAACAAGUAUGAGAAUAAAUGCAAGGAGAGCAGCGUACUCCUGGGACAGAUCCAAUCUCGCAUGGAGACCCUCUUGAAGAACAUGGACUGUGACACUACAAAGAUGGUGAAGCCUCUUGGGGAGAGCUUGGUGCCAGUUUUUGGUAGGUCAGGGCUGCCCAUCUUCCCAUGCCACGUGUCCUGGGAAAUCCUGUCCACCACCUGCUUGCACUGUGCAGGGAAUACUCAGGAAACCAGUGGAUCCCCUGCUCUGCAGAGAGGCAGGGGUGGGUUUGGGCAGGGUCCUGCUGCAGGAACACUGCGGGACACUGUGGCUCCUUCCCACGCAGGUCCCGUGGAGGACAAGAUCAAGGAGUUCCUGCUGAGGGAGUCCUUGCUGCGCUACACGUCCAUCGAUCGCACCCAGCGCGCCCAGGCCUUCACCAGCCCUCUCCAGGGAACCUCCAAGCUCCUGGGGACCAUGGACAGGGCCAAGCUCUGCCCACCCCCCCCAGACCUGGAGGAGACCGCUGAGCCCAAAACCGCGGAAGAGCCGCUGGGCCGGGAUCAGCUGCGUGAGCUCGUUAUCCGGAGGCACGAGGAGGAGCUGAGCAGGCCCCCCAGCUCGGGCAAGAGGAGGAGGAGAUUCACAUCAUCAGGGGCCAGGAGCCCAUCAGGGUCCAGGAGCCCAUCAGGGACCAGGAGCCCAUCAGAGACCAGGAGCCCAUCAGGGAAUUAA
Molecule: messenger RNA, 1893 nt
Organism: Onychostruthus taczanowskii (white-rumped snowfinch)
Lineage: Eukaryota; Metazoa; Chordata; Aves; Passeriformes; Passeridae
Gene: CCDC63
Product: coiled-coil domain containing 63
Exons: 12
Coding region: 1-1893 (630 amino acids)
Biological process (GO): cilium movement; outer dynein arm assembly
Cellular component (GO): axoneme
Source: RefSeq, a predicted model, not a curated record